AUGAGUGGAAAUUUCGGAAGCCAAUUCUGGAUCACGUAUGCAGAGGAUGACACGGAGGCUUGGAAAUGUAUCGGACUGGCUCGUUCUCUUCAACGAAGCUUGACCACACGCCCACUCGGAGUGAUUUUGUCGGAUAAAGUGUCGCACGACAUGGGUGAGAUCCCAAUUGCACUGAGUGGGGAUGAGAUAGGGAUGGUCUACUUUACCAACGGAAGUCACCCGAUGAUAUCCGGGGGAAGAACUGACCACCGCCUUGACCAGUUUAGCCAAGACUUGGUCAGAUUUUGGGAAACGUUUGUUCCAGCCAACGUCCCAAAUCCGAAGGAUUGUUUAAUCCACUCAAUAAACAUCAAUUCAUCAAUGUCACCUGAACUUCAUAAUUCCGUCGCAAUUAUCGGAAUGUCAUGCAAGUACCCUGGGGCAAAUACGAUUGAAGAAUUUUGGAAACUGUUGGAGAAUGGCACAGAUUGCAUUACUCGUCCCCCUGAAACGCGGUGGACAAAGGAAAACUCAUACACACAAAUGGAUCACGUCCAUGAAACGGAGGCUGGCUUCCUUUCCUGCCCGAUUGACAUGUUUGACUCAAAAUUUUUUAACAUCAGCCAGGCUGAUUUGGCUUACCUAGAUCCACAACACCGCUUGGCUUUGAAAGUAGUGUGGGAGGCCAUUGAGAAUGCUGGAAUUGAUCCAGUCAGAUUGAAAAAUUCUGUCACAGGAGUUUUUGGCGGUUUUUGGCGUUGCGACUAUAAAGAAAUGUUGCAGAAUCAAGGAUUUGACGACAAGGAUUUUUUCCGCGGUUACAUGGGAAAUGGGCUGGGAUCAAUGACAGCUAGAAUUUCUCACUUUUUUGAACUCAUUGGCCCUUGUUACUCUAACGAAAGCGGAUGCUCAACAUCUAUAGCAAGCGUAGAUAUGGCUUGCGAGGCCUUGAAAAACGAGAAGGUAGAUCUUUGUAUUGCAUUUGGAGUUAAUCUCCUCCUACAUCCGUUUUCAAUUGGAGCCUUAGAAGGAUUUCUAGCACCAGAUGGUCGGUGCAAGACAUUCGACGCAUCUGCCGAUGGAUUUGGACGGGCUGAGGGGGCCGGUGCUAUUAUUCUAAAACGAUACUCGGAUGCAGCAGCCCAUGGUGAUAGAAUAUGGGGGCUCAUUCGUGGAAUGGCAGUUGUCCAAGACGGAACGUCAAAAAAUAUGGGUACUCCUACUGUGGCUGCAGAAGCUAAAGCGAUGUUGCUUGCCCUUCAGCGAGCAGCUGUGAAUCCGGUCGACGUAGAAUUUAUUGAAGCCCAUGGCACAGGGACCCCGACAGGUGACCCCAUCGAGAUAAAGGCAAUUGAAAAAAUAUAUGGAGGUCGAAAACACGAUAAUCCCCUAACAAUUGCCUCGGUCAAGACUAACAUUGGGCACACUGAAUCUAUGUGUGGAAUUGCGAGUAUUCAGAAAACCGUACUUUCCAUGAAGCACGAAAAAAUACCAAAACAUCUUUAUCUGACUCAUCUUAACCCGAAUAUUGAUUUGGUGAAUAUACCUGCGAGAAUUCCUACCGAGGAAGUUCCAUGGACGAAAGGAAAUCGGUCUCGGAUUGCUGGUAUCAAUUCGUUCGGAAUUACUGGAUUACAAGCCCAUGCAAUCAUUCAAGAGCCACAGCAGAAUCCAAAUAAUCCAUUAACCCUUAUUGACAACAGGGAUAUGAAAAUCUUGACGUUUUCUGCGAAAACCGAACAUUCACUGCACUCUCAACUAGAGGUAUUUAAGAAUUGCUUAGAAAAUUCGGAUGCUACUUUGGAUGACAUCGAAUAUACCAUGCACUCAGGCAAAUCACAUUUCUGUGUGAGGCAGGUGCUUCUGGCCAACACGAAACAGGAAGUGUUGGCGACGAUUGGAAACGUGAAAGCAGCAAAACACAUACCAAACAUAAUUCCUAAAAUUUGCUUCCUUUUUACCGGUCAAGGCUCGCAAUAUCAAGCAAUGUGUAAACAAUUGUAUGAAGGAAGUGUUGUAUUUCGGUCAAACUUUGACAGACUUGAUGAAAAUUUACAAGCGAAACACGGCUUCACCAUUAAGGGCGUUCUUGCUAAUUCAUGCUUGGGCCCAGAUUCUGUCAAUAAUACAUUGAUCAGUCAGACGUCCAUUUUCUGCUUGGAAUUAUGCAUGCUUCGUCUGUGGGAAUCAUGGGGUGUGAUCCCUGAUGCUGUAUUAGGACAUAGUUUGGGCGAAUGCGCAGCAGCAGUGGCGGCUGGGAUGUUGGACAUUGAGGAUGCACUUACACUGGUUGUCACACGAUCAAAGCUAAUAGAAAGUUCCCCACCUGGUGGAAUGCUUGUCGUUGGAUUAAAUCCUGAACAAGUGAUUCUCAGUUUGGAUUCUGCGGGAAUGGGGAAAAUCAACUCACCGGGUUUGGAAAUUGCAUGUGAAAAUUCUGUGACUCAAACUGUCGUUGCGGGAGAUUUCGAUAUGAUAGAGAGAUUUAAGGCUUUCUGUGACAAAAAUAAAAUAUUGGCACAUGUCUUGGACUCAUCGCGUGCUUUUCAUUCGAGUCACAUGGACCCAAUUCUUGAUGAGUAUAGAAAGACUGUAGCAAACAUUACGUUUAAAGAAGCUAAACCCCAUAUAUCUUUCUUCUCCGGGGUGGAAGGAAAGUCUGUAGACAAAAUUGAUGUUAACUAUCUCAUUAAGCACAUAAGAGAAAAAGUGAGAUUUGCAGAUGCGUCCCAUACCGCUGUGAAAGCUGGGUACCGACUGUUUAUCGAACUCGGACCUCAGCCAAUUCUAUCAGGUCUCCUGGCAAGUAACGUAGAUGAGGUGUGCUCAGAUUUUGUCAACAAUGAAUGCUAUAGGUCGGAAGAGAUAAUGAUGAAGAUUGAUCUGCCCGGCUACGCUUUUGACGAAUCGCCUUAUUGGAUUAAUAUCACUAGCCAGAGAAAUAAUGCCAUUCACCCGCUGAUUGGCUCAUAUAUUCCAAACGCCUCGGACACCACAAUAUUUCAAUCCAAUAUUGAUGUCAACAAGAUCCAAUUUUUACGCGAUCACGUCCUCGUAGACAAAAUUAUAUUUCCAUGCGCAGGUUACGUGGAUAUGUGCUUGACUGCUGGAUACGUUGCCACGCAUUGCGACGAAGGAAAGUACACAAAACCGAUUGCAUCCAUUUUGAUUCACAAUUUCUCAGUAGCCUCCCCAGUAUGCCUAAGUGAGACUCACAGUACCGACUUUCAGGUUAUUGUAUCAAAAAAUGCUCAAGGAGAAAUAUCAACAAGAAUAAACUCGCGUUUAUUGCUGGAACAAUCAAAAUACAAAUGGGUUAAGAAUGCAGAAGCACUAUUCGCCUGGAACUCGACCGCUGCAGAUACCCAUUUAACAAAUUUUCAAGUAAUUAAGUCAAGAAUAUGCGAACCAAUAACCCACUCGUUCAGCUACGAGCAUUUGAAGGAGUACGGAUAUAAUUUUGGUCCUUCACUGCAAAACAUUUUGAAUGAUUGCUGGAGAAACCCAGAAGCGGACUCUGGUGAAUAUAUGUGUUUAUUCAAAUGCAGGGAACUAGGCAAAGACCAUGAUAAGUUCAUACUCCAUCCAUGCAUUAUUGAUGCCAUGUUUUUUGCAUUACAAUUUGGAAUGGGCAUUCAGAAUUGGACAACCUUUGAGAAAGGUCAACUAAUUGUCCCGGUGCAGAUCGAAAAAUUUAUAUGGUGGGGCAAAUCUUGUGAAUCGGGAUAUAUCUAUUCGAAAAAUAACAAUCGACAUAACGAGGCCCAUAUUUACAACGAUCAUGGUAUUUUAAUAGCAUCUUUAUUUGGGACUGAAUUUAUGGAAACGACGAUAAACAGCAUAAUCGGCAUGAUAGACUCCCAAAGAAAUCCACUCCCAAUUCUAGGGGAAUAUGAGUGGAAGAAGCAUCUUGGAAUAAAUGAAAAACGACUUCAGCUUGGAGGAGAAAGGUCUAGGUUGGAAACACUUCUUGGAAGCACUUCUGUCGAAACCAUGAACUUGACACCCGCCGAACAAAAUAUUUACAAUAAAUACAGGAAGCAUUGUGGGCUAUACAUGCUUAAGGCAAUGAAAGAGCUAAAGCUGGAUGAGCAUAGUCAAUUUACGUGGCCAGAUAUCUCGGAAAUGCUUAAGGUUUCAAAACAUCUUAACAAGUUCUUACGUUAUAUCCUGCUGGAGUUGGCGAUUGACGGAUACCUGAUUUUGAGUGCUAACCAGAAUCUGAACGACUCAAUCCUAGAUUUUAAAUUAUCACCAGUUCAACCGUUCCCAAGCUUAGGGAUUAUUUGUUCCCAGAUUUCGUCCUCAGUCGACGCUUUCAAUGCAACAAAUUCUCCUUGGACAAAAACAUUGUCUUUACUCUCAAGCUACUGGACACAAUUAGGUCAAAUCUUGACUGGUAAACAGCAGGCACUUCAAACGUUGUUUGAAAACGAUUCUGACCAACCCAAUCAACAAUGUUUGGCCGAAAUCUUUUACACGAAUUCUUUCUUUAAAUAUGCCAGCCAAGAUCUUUAUAGUUUUGGGACUUACAUUUGCCAGCGAAUGUCAACAAUCUGUGACGAUGCAGUUGUUCGCAUUCUUGAAAUUGGUGCCGGUGUUGGUGGAUGCACACACUCGCUGGUGAACGGGAUGAUAAAAGGAGGCGUCUUGAACUAUGAAUAUACUUACACCGAUUUGUCACCAGUGUUUUUGCAGAAAGGGGAAUUAAUUUUUCAAGAUACCAGAAUUUCCACAAAAUUUGCAAUACUUGAUAUCGAGAAAAAUCCAUUAGACCAAGGAUUUGUACCGCAGUGCUAUGAUCUGAUCUACAGCGGAUUUGUUUUUCACGCUACUAAAAAUUUACAUGAAACCUUGAUGAAUCUGAAAACCCUGCUAAGACCUGGAGGUGUAGUUGCACUUCUAGAGCUUGUCGGUCAGUCCAGGGAUGUUAACUUAACUUUUGGGGGCUUGGAGGGCUUUUGGAGGUUUGAAGACUUUAACUUACGUCCAUGGAAUUGCGAAUUGGAUCUGGAUUCAUGCCCCAACAAGUGGGUUUUAUUUGGUGGGAAAGAUUCCACAAGUCAAGCUUUACGGAGGAAGUUGGAACUUUAUGGUCUCGAUGUCAAGAUGAUUCUUCACGACGAUAAUAACGUAUCUGGAGACCACGUGGAAAACCUGAUUGAAGAAGUAUUAUCGCCUCCCAUUUGCGGCGUAAUCUACAUGUGGGGCACUGGUAUGAUUGACACAACCAAUGUUUGCCAACCAUUUCUGUACAUAUGCAGAUAUUUAUCUACGACCGUGGUAAAUCUCAAGGUUAUGGUUGUAACAAACGGAUGCAUGAAAGUGGGAUCCAUGGAUUAUUGUCAAAGGAACCCAGCCAUGUCCCCUAUUCUGGGAAUGAUUCAGGUUCUGGCAAACGAAAAUGAGUAUCUCCAGUGCAAGGCAUUGGACCUGGACUUCAGCGGUGGUGCUGUGGACGAAAUAUUUUCAGAAUUACAUUGCUGGAAUUUGGAUACCCAAAUUGCCUAUAGAAAUAACAAAAAGUACACUCCACGGCUGCAACAAGUAACUGUACAGAAAAAUCCGCUUGCUAUUCCUACAACACCGAACAUUCGUCUGAUUUUGCCUUAUAGCAAUCUUAAUUCUGACUUUUGCUUCACACCUUUUCAAUCAAUUCAUCUGACAGAAGGACAGGUUGAGGCUGAAAUUAGAGCAUAUGGCCUGAACUUUUUAGAUGUACUCGUAGCCAGAAAACCUGAUCCUAUAUUUGAUUCUUUCAAUACGCUGGGAAUGGAUAUUACUGGCACGGUAACGGCGCUUGGGCCAGGUUGCCAAGAGCGAAAAAUUGGAGACCGAGUAGUUGUUUUUCGACGAGGCGGAGAAUCUGUACCAAGCCGCAUUUCGGUUUUGGAGAAACUGACGAUACCCAUCCCUACAGACAUGACGUUCAGUGAUGCGGCAACCAUACCUAUAGGAUCACUAACCGUCUUUUAUGCCCUACAUCACAUUGCCCAGGCCAAAAAGGAGGACGUCCUUCUCAUCCAUACAGCAUCCGGAGGAGUUGGGCUCUUGGGCAUACAAAUUGCUAGAAAGAUUGGGUGCAUAAUCAUUGCCACAGCCGGGAGUGUACGCAAAAGGAACUAUUUGAAAAGCUUAGGCGUAAACCUUGUAUUCGAUUCAAGAUCACUUGCAUUUGAACAUGGAAUAAGAGAAGCCCUUGGAGGAAAUCUUGUCACCAUAGCCCUAAACUCUUUAACCGGGGAAGGAUUUAAAGAGGCUACAUUAUCAGUUUGUAAAACGGGUGCUACGUUUAUCGAAAUGAGCAAAAUGAACAUUUGGAGUAAGAAAGAUUUACAAGAACUCAGACCUGAUGUCAGCUAUCACGUUAUCGAUCUAACAACUUUGCCCGGGAAUGAGGUAAAGAUCUUGAUUGAGGAACUUUGGAGCAAUAUGCAGAAAGGUAUUGAAGAUUCCGAACGUCUAACUCCUCUUCCCUAUACGUCAUUUGAAUUGAGAUACAUUAAAAAUGCAUUAGAAUAUGUUGAACGGGCAAAGCAUAUCGGGAAGGUAAUUUUGACAAUGCCAUUCUUCGACAAACUAACUACUAAGCUCCAGUACAUAUUGUUCAACAAGGAAGCAACCUAUCUAAUAACUGGCGGGCUUGGAGGAAUUGGGCUAGAAGUUGCAAAAUGGAUGGUGUCCUUUGGUGCACAGAAUCUUCUCUUAGUUUGUCGUAGUCCGCCCAACGCCAGGACCCUUCGAGCGAUUGAAACGAUGGAGCAAAGCGGAGUCUCUAUUACCCACAAGCAAAAGGAUGUCGGAAACCUUCACGAAGUGAAUGGGUUGUUUAAUGAAUUUUGUGCCGAAAACGGAUUGUACCCAAUUCGAGGCAUAAUGCACGCAGCUGGUGUACUGGAGGAUGGCCCAUUAGAGAAGCAAACAUGGCAGUCUUUCGAAAAUGUAUUUCGUCCAAAAAUUCGCGGAGGAUGGAAUCUGCACGAAGUUAGCUCAUCCAUGAAAUUUCCCUUGGAACAUUUUGUUGUAUUUUCCUCAAUGGCAUCCGUCUUGGGUUCUUACGGACAAAGUAACUACGCGGUCGCUCGGUUUACCUGGAUUAACAAUAAAUUGGGGGCAAUGGGGACAGGUCGGCCUGGCUGCAGAUAUUGCACAUCGAGCUUUCAAACCAUUCACACUAGAGGCCUUCUUACAGGAGUUUCUGAUACAGCUGCAAUGGACAUUACUCAAAUUGACGGGGAAGGAUUUUGGGAUGAAUAUAAUUCGGCAGUUGGAAGGGAACAGAAAUUUGUUACACUAAAGAAAUUGCUCAAUAAAUGUGUUCUAUCUACACUAAAAAUGAACGUGAGUCACGUAAUUGAUGAUAGCGUGAGUUUCAAGGAUAUGGGAUUGGAUUCACUUAUGAUGAUUGAGAUGAAAAACAGCCUCCAAACUUCUCUUGGGAAACGGGUGAAUAUUUCACUUCAGGCUAUCAAAGACUGUAAAACAAUUGCGGAACUGUCAAAUAGACUUGUAGAAUUGUUAUCUGGGGAGGACAACAUUCCAAAACUAACAUUAAUUGAACGUCUACAACUAGCUGAGGAAGAUUUACACCUACCUAAUGCUAUUCAUGUGGACGACUUCCUCGAAAAGUACUACGCUUCGAAGGAAAUUUCUUCUUGUAGAAUCUGUAACAUUCAAGGACUGAAAAAUAUUUUCGAGUUCGCAGUGUCUAAAAAACUCAAACACGUAUUCUACGCGUCCACAAUCGUAGCCCAAAAAGAAAUUGGAGAGGAUGGAUUAUACUCUGAGAGUUGGCCAACAUUGGAUCAAAUUGCACACCUUCCAAAUUCUGCGUACCCAAUAUCCAAAGUGAUCUGCGACCUCAUAGCUCAAGAGACGAUUCAGAGAAGAAUACCUUUUGACCUGUGUGCAGAAUUUUCAGUUAACCUAUUUUUCAAUGACGAAGCUCCAAGCAGCAUUUACAACAUAUUCAACCCAAACUUAGGUGACGAACGCGAGUUUGACGAAAUUGCAGCAGAGUUGGGGGUGAAAGUCGAGGUUGUGGAGCCGGACGAAUUUUUUGAAUACUUAAACUCAUUAGACGACACAGAUCCGAUGCUUAAGUUCGUUAAACAAAUCCUCGAAUUUAAGGAGGAUGUGAACAAAUUUGCAGAUGAUCCUCGCUCUUUUCAACUUGCAUUUCUUCAAGGCAAGCAAAAUCUUACCUGGAGCAAGAAGUUGGCCAAGCUUAUGCCCGAUUUAUACCCGGUAAAGAUUCCACUAUCGUGGGAAGUAUUCAAAAAGGAUCUGGCAUUGGCAAAGAGCACAGGAUUUUUUGACCGAUAUCGAAUCAAGUAUUCAAAUCAGUAA
Folsomia candida is the source of this 8328-nucleotide messenger RNA. RefSeq names its product phenolphthiocerol synthesis polyketide synthase type I Pks15/1-like. The coding region runs from base 1 to 8328 and encodes 2775 amino acids. NCBI's taxonomy places the organism in Eukaryota, Metazoa, Arthropoda, Collembola, Entomobryomorpha, Isotomidae. Gene Ontology annotation, biological process: fatty acid biosynthetic process. The transcript has 13 exons. The record is from RefSeq and is a predicted model, not a curated record. Gene Ontology annotation, molecular function: phosphopantetheine binding; oxidoreductase activity; fatty acid synthase activity.